AUGAGCGUUCCGGCUCACAGCGAAAUUGUGCUUGAAGGAUAUGUUAGCUUAGAUGAAUAUCUCCCCGAAGGACCAUUUGGAGAUCAUACCGGUUAUUACAAUGAUAUAGAAACUUUCCCAGUCUUUAACAUUAAAACUAUUACUAUGAAGAAACAACCAAUAUAUCUUAGUACAUAUACUGGUAAGCCUCCAGAUGAACCGUCUAUAUUAGGAGAAGCACUGAAUGAAAUAUUUAUUCCUAUACUUCAACAACAAUUUCCGGAAAUUGUAGAUUUUUGGUUACCACCUGAAGGCUGUUCCUAUAGAGUGGCAGUGGUGUCUAUCCGUAAAGCAUAUCCCGGGCACGCAAAAAGAAUUAUGAUGGGCAUUUGGUCAUUUUUAAGGCAAUUUAUGUAUACAAAAUUCAUUAUAGUAGUAGAUGAGGAUAUAAAGAUUCGUGAUUGGCAAGAAGUAAUUUGGGCUAUAUCUACUAGAAGUGAUCCUGCCAGAGAUAGCAUAAUUAUUGAGAAUUCUCCAAUAGAUUAUCUUGACUUCGCUUCGCCUUUAUCAGGACUGGGUAGUAAAAUCGGGAUCGAUGCAACUAAUAAAAUCUCCCCGGAGACUAAUAGAAAUUGGGGCAAAACAAUAGAAAUGACCGAUGAAAUCAUUAAGAAAAUUGAUACAAUAUGGGAAUUUCUUAAAAUAUAA
Messenger RNA from Didymodactylos carnosus, 687 nucleotides. Lineage: Eukaryota; Metazoa; Rotifera; Eurotatoria; Philodinida; Philodinidae. The record is from the annotation of a GenBank genome assembly.